Messenger RNA from Venturia canescens, 1877 nucleotides. RefSeq lists its product as uncharacterized. Lineage: Eukaryota; Metazoa; Arthropoda; Insecta; Hymenoptera; Ichneumonidae. The record is from RefSeq and is a predicted model, not a curated record. The transcript is spliced from 5 exons. Bases 1100 to 1792 code for a protein of 230 amino acids.
GCGAUAGCGAGGACGAGGCUCGCGCGAACUGAUCGUUCUCGGACCGCUCGGAUUACGAGUUGCGACACGACUUGAAAAAAAGUCGAAACAUUGCACACUUUUCGUUCAUUUUUCCCGCGCGUUUCUUAAUAAUCAACCGAGUCCGUCGUACUAUUACGUUCGUCGUUGUGUAAUGAAAAAAAGUGUAUGGAUGGAUCCUCGCAUUUGGAAAUUUGUAAAGCACUCGAUCAACAAAGUUCUUUUCAUCCUAACUCCAAUCACUUACGAAAAUCAUUAGAGGCAGAAAAAAAAAUAACACGCAAUACGGAGAGACUAAAAAUAUGUCAUGAUGCGAAGCCUCAAUUAAUUCUUCGGCAUCAUCGAUGAUGUUCCAACGCCCGACGAAUCCGAGUACAAAGAAAAGUAUUGUGAGCUCGAAAACACACAUGCGAGCAGAGUAGAUGCGAAACGAGGCAAUAAAAUGUACAGAUUUUCUUUUGUUUGCGUUCUAUUUUUGUCGAGAAGAAGAACUGAAAUGAAAAAUUUCGUUUGAGCUUCCAAUUGAAUGAAUUUUCAAUCAAAUUUUCCAGUCGUCAUUCUCGUCAAUAUUGUUGUUAAUCGGCAAAAGUUCAUUCCAUAAUAAUUCUUGAAUAAAUCACGAAAACAAUGUUUCCGUGUGAAAUUCUCACCACGAACGCGGAAUCGGUUUGACGGUCGCACGUGUUUUGUAAAGACGGUUCACGCGAUCCGAUACAUCGAUAAGAAACGUGUACACAAAAGCGCGAGGGAAAAGUCGGCGAAAUGUUGGAACUGUGUUUUUGACGGGGAGUCGAAAUAAAUAUGAGAGCAAGCAGAAGCUCAUUAUCGAGGGUAAAUACGAUCGGUAUGCGUGAGAGAUGAAACAUUCCAAGUGCUACGGGCGUCUGCUUUCGUUCGUUACACCAUUUUUUCCUGGGUUAUCUAUUUUAUCAAUAAUUCUAUUAACUUUUCGUUUACUUAUGGUCACGUAAUCGACUGAUGCUCGCGUGUAAUUCGCCCCGAUCCAUGCCCCUAUAAAAACCCAAGUGCCGCGCAACCGAAUUAUUCUGUUAUCAACUACGAUCAACUCAGGAUCGACAUCAUGACGAAGAUCAUUCUCGUUCUGUUCGCUGCCGCUUUUCUCGCCUCGGCAACAGCGACCUCUUUUGAUAAGUUGGACAACAAUCCAAUCAGCCGUAAGAUCGACGAAGCGAUAGAAAAGAUCACGAAUCGGCACACAGUAUUGCACCACCAAACUAUCAGUCUGGGUCCGGAACCGAGUGACGCGAACCGAGCACUCAUCCAUUCGUUUGAAGCGAAUGUAACAGAAAGCAUCGAAAAGGCUCGUAACUCAAUUGAUGAAAUUAUUAAACACGCGAAACUCGGUAACGUCGACGAACGCCGGUGCAGACGCUACUUCGAUGAUCUCGAACAGACCGGAAACGGGGUAGUGGACAAUCUGGAUAUCACGAUGCUCCUUAUAGACGCGAUCAUGGCGCUUAGUGAAGUCUAUUCUGCAUCCACUUCAGCGCAAAAUGAGCUAGAGGCCCUGAAAGAAAGGGCGAAUCGGUGCAGCGGAGACGAAUGUGUUGAAAUCGAGCAAACCGCGAAGAAUAUUUUGACCAAUUACUACGAACAAUCUGAGAGGAAAUAUGACAUUUACAUGGCUUUCAAGAGCGGCUCAAGUAUCGUUCAGUUCGUGAACAAGGAAACCGAUUAUUUAGCAUUUCUCUACAAGAAUCUUCACGUUGUCGAACUAACUCGUUUCUGUGUCCAUACCGUUCGGUUCUCUUAACGUUUGUUCGCUGUCGCUCAAACGCAUCACAUCGAUUGUACUGUCAAAUAAAUUUUCAAUUAAAUCAGUUAAAAAAACACUAAAA